Molecule: messenger RNA, 896 nt
Organism: Paraphaeosphaeria sporulosa
Lineage: Eukaryota; Fungi; Ascomycota; Dothideomycetes; Pleosporales; Didymosphaeriaceae
Exons: 1
Coding region: 75-770 (231 amino acids)
Source: RefSeq, a predicted model, not a curated record
AUAGGUUUGAUGCACAAUUAGGCUUCUACAAGAUUGUGAGCACAACCGUAAACGUCAAACCUCUGCAGGAAAACAUGUAUCGAUCUGCUCCCAUAUCGUUCGAUACUCGAAGUCGAAGUGCAGCUAGAUCACACGCGGCACGGGUAGGCUGGCAGCGGUCCUCGAAGGCGGCCAAAAUCCAAGAGCGACAGCGUAUGCUGAAAGACUUCCUUCCCGAGUCCGCCUGGGAACCACGAUGGAACAACCAAGAGGCAGUAAACCGUCAACCAAAUCAAACAUCUACGCAGCGCAAUAUCAACGCGGGUUCCAUAAACGAUGCCAUAAGAGUUAUUGAUGUUUCACUAGCAUACGGAAAGAUAUUCCCGAGCCACGGCGCGAUAUCUUUACCUAUGCUGGAUGAAACGACAGACUCCACUGCGUUUCAUGUGGCUCAAUUUCUUGGAACUUUUAUAUGGCCUACAGUGGGCGGUCAUAUUGCAGCUUACCAAUGGUUCCAAGAUUUCUGCACCUCCAGAGUGCUCUUUCAUUCUCAGAGUGCGGCUUCAGCGACUUAUAGAGAUCUCAUGGCCGGGAAGCCUUCCAUAAGUAUGACCCGUCGGAACUUCCAGCAUAAACUCGAAGCGAUACGUGAGAUCAGAUCAAGUUUGACACGUUGGCAUAUGGUUUCCAAACCAGAACGUGAACAGGUCAUCUUUGCCAUCCUGAUCUUGGCAAGCCAUGAAGUGAAGGAAAAGGACUUUUUGGAAACGACGUCGCCAUUCUCCGCAUAGUUCCCCGUAGCCAGUCACUUGAACCUUUGGGGUCGCACUGAUCCAAUCGACGCCCACGACGACGCUGCGUUCUCCCUUAUUGAGAAAGAAGGUGGAAUUGAAGCUUUGGAAUCGCCUGGUCUAGCC